AUGCUCCAAGCGCCGCCGGUAGCUGCCGCGAAGCAGUACCAGGGUAGGCUCAGCAACAAAAUCAACACCGAUGGCGGCAAAUGCGAGUUCUUCGGGUCGCCCUUCGACAAGAGCGAGUUUUUCGACGGAGGGAAGGUCGCACGCUUCCCGCCGGAGAUUUUUGACAAGGGAGCCGCAUGCGGCGCGUGCUACUUCGUCUCGUGCGUGAAUAACUCGCGCUGCGUAGCGGACGCGAAGGUAAAUGUCCGCGUGGUGGGCAUCUCGAAGAAUAAUUCGCGGAUCAUCAUCUCUGACACGGCGUGGAGCAAGAUUGCCAAGGAUAAGGACAAGAACCCUGUGGAUUUUAAAUACGAGCGCGCGCCGUGCAGCAACGCGACGAGCAUCGCCGUGCGGGUUCGCGAUAAGUCCACCGAGGACGAGUUUAAGGUGCAGAUCUUGGGAACGGCCGGCCCAGGAAGCGUGGAGCGCGUCGAGGUGUCGAACGACGGGUCCACGUGGAAGGCGAUGGAAAGAUCUGACGUCAAGGCCACGUGGAAGAUCAAGGGCGAAAAGGCUUUUCUGCGCGCGAAAAAAACGCUUUCGUUCCGCGUAACCGCGAGAGACACUAAGGAGCAGGUCGUUCUUAAAGACGUGCUCCCCGCCGCGGAUUGGAAAGCCGCCACGACUUACAAGUCUAAGGACGCGAACUUCAAGAAGGACCCUCCCGCGACGCGUGCUGCUGCGACGGAACCUAAGAAGGACGAGGGGAAGAAGGCCGACGAUAAGAAGAAGACGGAAGAGGCGCCGAAGCCAAAGAAGGACGAGGUGAAGCCAGGCGCCGUGCGAGCAGCGGUGACCAAGGCGGAGGAAGCAGUAAAGAAGGUGAGCGAGGUGCUCACAAAGGCCACCAACGCGGUCUUGGAGGCGCUUAAGCAGAUCGCGGCAACAGGAAUCGCCGAGAAUGUGCAAGCUGAUGAACAGGACGAUGCUCUCGCCAGAGCAGACGAGGCUCGGAAGGCUGCCGAGGCUAAGAAGGCGCUUCGGGCGGCAAACCUGCGGCCGAAGCGGCUGGGCGCGAGCGGCGAGGGCAAGGGCCUGGAUUCAAGCAUCAAGCGCAACACGGCGGUGAUCCGACGGCUGAAACAGCUCAGCGAGGAUCAGAGGGAAACCAUUUUGGAUGAGGUGCGGGCAGUGAACAUGAGCAAGUACGUGUCAGAAGCAGUGGCGGCCAUAGCGGAGGCCAAGCUCAAGAUGGCAGACAUCCCCGCUGCCGUGCAGACGCCUCUCAUCACCUCUCCCAUUCUCCCUCUCUCCCCCUUUCCCCUUCUCCCCCUCUCCCCCAUCUGCUCCUCUGCCCGUCUACCCCUCUCCCCGUCUCCCCCCAUCCCCCUCCCCCCCUCUCCCCCUCACCUCACGCCCCUCCCCAACCUCGUCCACCCCUUCAGUGCGGGCGGAGCAGGGGGGGGGAUCAGCGGAGCAGGGGUGGCAGGAGCGGGAGCAGCGGGAGGAGGGGGGGCGGUGGCAGGGGCGGGUGGUGCAGGCACAGGGGCGAGCCUCUCUGCUCGAAUAUCGCGGAAGCGCAGCGUGUUUCGGCUGCUAGUGGAGCUGUUCUUAUGCGGAGUGUACGGCGAUGCGAGUGUGAUUAUCGGCGUCGUGAAGGAGAUGGCGAGCGCGGAUGGGGCCGGGCUUGUAGCAGCCGCAGCAGCGGCGGCGGCGGCAGGAGGAGGAGCGGGAGGGGGAGCGGAAGUGGGUAUUGGUGCUGGGAAGAGUGAGAGGGAGAAGGAGAGGCUGGAGAGGGAGAGGGAGGCGGUGACCAUGUCUGUGACGCUCAUGCUCAGCUUUGUGCGCGUGGGAGGGCCGCUACUAGGGCUCAAGAGCGACCCAGCAGAUGAGGAGGUCUACACAGACCUCCCCGUAACCGCAGAGCAGCGCAAGCAGCUUUCCAAGCUGGUCUCCUCAUUCUUCGAGGCGCUGUGCACGCUCGUGCAGAGCGAGCAGGGCGUGCUAAGGGGCAUGGAGCGGGACAUAGCGCGCAUCACGGCGCAGAGAGGGGAGGUGGGCGAGGACGUGACGGGCGCGUAUGAGAAGAGCCGCCGAGGGCUGGAGCAGCUGCUGCGCAACACCAACGCCCUGGCUGAGGCUCUGGACCGUCCACCUGUCGUGCUGCCAGAGGACGAGCACACCACCCACGUGGCAGGGGGCGGGGACAGCUCAGCAGGGGGCGCAGGAGGGGCGGGGGCGGACGGUGGGAAGAGAGAGGCUGAGCCUUUACCCCUGUGGGAUGAUGAUGAGACGAGAGUGUUCUAUGAAGACCUGCCGGACUUGAAGCUGUUUGUUCCUGCUGUGCUGCUGGGUGAUGGGGGCGGGAAGGGCGGAAAGGGGGAUGGCGAGGAGAAGGAGAGUGAGGAGGGCGAGGGGAAGGAGGAGAAGGAGAAGGAUAAAGAGAAGGGGAAGGAGAAGGGGAAGGAGAAGGAUAAGGAAGAGAAGGAGAAGGGGAAGGAGAAGGAUAAGGAGAAGGGGAAAGAGAAGGAGAGUGAGAAGGAGAAGGAGAAGGUGAAGGGAGUGGAGGCAGCGAAGCUAGACGACUUGUUGCAGCGCCUGCCGUCCUGCGUCAGCAGAGACCUCAUCGACCAACUCGCUGUCACGGGGCGAGUCGCCACAGGCUGGUGCGCUCCUUGUUGCACCUCUAUUAAGCAUCCAUACCCGCCUCUUAAUCUGUUGCCUCUCCCCUCCCCAUUCCCCUCCCCCUCCCCUUCUCCCUCCCCCUGCCCUUCCCCCUCUCCCUCCCCGUCCGUCUCCCCGGCCCCCUUCCCCUCCCCGCCAACUUCCCCUCCCCGCCAACUUCCCCUCCCGCCCAACUUCCCCUCCCGCCCAACUUCCCCUCCCGCCCAACUUCCCCUCAUCCAGGUGGACUUCUGCUACGUGAACAGCAAGGCGAGUCACCACAGGCUGGUGGACUUCUGCUACGUGAACAGCAAGGCCAGUCGCCGCAGGCUGGUGCGGGCGUUCUUUGCGGUGCACCGCACGGCGCUGCAGCUGCUGCCGUACCACGCACGCCUGGCCGCCACGCUGGGGCAGUACAUGCGCGAUGUGGGGCCGGCGCUGGUGCACCUGCUGGAAGAGGAGUUUGCGGCGCUCAAGAGCAAGAAGGAUCAAAUCAACAUAGAGUCGAAGAUGCGUAACAUCCGCUUCCUGGGCGAGCUAGCCAAGUUCAAGGUCGCGCCACCAAGCCUCAUCUUCAGCUGCCUCAAGUCGUGCCUGGAGGACUUCUCCCACCACAGCAUCGACGUGGCGUGUGCGCUGCUUGAGACGUGCGGGGCCUUCCUCUCCCGCCACCCCGACACCAAGGUGCGCAUGGGCAACAUGUUGGACAUCAUCCAGCGCCUCAAGAACGCGCGCAGCUUCGACGCGCACCACUCCACGCUCAUUGACAACGCUUACUUCCUCUGCCGCCCCCCGGACCGCGUCGCCAAGGUUGUGAAGACACGCCCGCCGCUGCACCAGUACAUCCGCAAGCUGCUCUACGCUGACCUCAGCAAAUCCACCGUCGAGAAGGUUCUGCGGCAGCUGAGGAAGCUUCCGUGGGGCGAGUGCGAGGGGUACGUGGUGCGGUGUCUGAUCAAGGCCCACCGCGCACGCUUCAACCAGAUCCACCUGCUCGCCUCGCUCGUCGCUGCUCUGUCCAGAUUCAGAGAAUCUGUCGGGGUGGCCGUGGUUGAUCAGCUAAUGGAGGACAUUCGGCUGGGCCUGGAGGUCCCAGACAGCAGCUACCAGCAGCGGCGCAUCACAGCGCUGCGCUUCCUGGGCGAGCUGUACAGCUACCGCGUGGUGGACUCGCACCUCGUCUUCGACACGCUGCACCUGCUGCUCUUCUUCGGCGCUGAUACCCCCGAGCACCUUACGCUGGACCCACCGGACGAUUCCUUCCGCAUCCGCAUGGCAGCGACGCUCCUCGCCACGUGCGGCCACUUCUUUGACCGCGGCUCAUCGCGGCGCCGCCUCGACCGCUUCCUGCUGCUCUUCCAGGCCUACAUGCUCGCCAAGCCCUCCGUGCCACUUGAUGUGGAGUUUGACCUGCAGGCUGUGGAGACGGACGUGGCUCUUCCAGGCCUACAUGCUCGCCAAGCCCUCCGUGCCACUCGACGUGGAGUUUGGCUUGCAGGUGGAGAGGGAGGGGGUUUAGUGUUGGGGACGGGGGGGGAGGAGAAGGUGCUGGAUACGGCACGUGGAGGGCAGGGUAGGGGCUUGCACACAGAGGUUUCUACCAGGCCUAGUUCUUUCUUCCUUCAGUUCUCUGGGUCUUGGGCCAUAAACCUCGUCGUGGUCUCUCCGCAAUCUCGCAUUCUCUGCUCCCUUGUGGCGCCGGCCGUCGUUCAGGAUCUAUUCGCCAAGCUGCGGCCGCGCAUGAAGCGAUUCGCCACUCUGGAAGAGGCGCAGGCGCAGCUGCUGCAGGACGCUGAGAGGGCCGCUGGCAAGGGCGGGGGAGGGGGCGGCGGGAGAGGAGGGGACGGGGCUGGUGCUGGUGGGGCUUCUGGGGCUGCAGCGGGGAUGGGAGGAGCAGCGGGAGGAGGUGGGGGAGGAGGGGGGGGGCUUGGGGUUAUCCCUGAGAAUGUUGAAGUGCAGAUGGAGCAAGGGGGGAAGGCGGGGGAGGGAGGGGAGGAGGAGAGGAGUGAUAGCGAGGAGGAGACUGUGGGGGGGGAUGAGGAGGAGGGAGGGGAGGAGGACGACGGGGAUGAGACAGGGGAUGGGGAGGACGGGGGAGGAGAGGACGACGAUGACGAAGGGGAGACGGAGGGGGAGGGGGGCGCGGGGGGGGAAGCAAGCGAGGCGGAGGAAGGGGAGGGGGAUGACGACAAAGUGAAGCUGGUCGGGGGGAGGAAAGAAGCGGAGGUGGAUCCGGAGGAGCUAGAAGACUUUGACAAGGAGUUUCGAGCGCUCAUGCAGGAGAGCCUUGCAGAGAGGAAGCUGGAGAAGCGGGGUGCGGGCGUGCUGAACAUAUCGAUUCCCAUGAGCUUGCUCGAUGGGAGCUCGGGUGCGAGUGCGGGAGGGGGUGGUGGUGGUGGUGGUGGGGGGGGAACGGGGAGGAGAGGGGGGGGUGGAGCAGGGAAGGUGGAUGAUGGGGAUGAUGCUGAUGAUGAAGGGGGAGAGGGGGGGGGGAGAGGAGGGAGGGGGAGAGGAGGGGAUGAGAAGGGGCCGGAUAUGACUGUUUUCCGGGUGCUGGUGAAGAGAGGGAACAAGCAGCAGGCGAGGGAGUUGAUGGUUCCUAGUGACAGUGCUAUUGCGGUGGCGACGCGGCGCAAGGAGGAGGAGGAGGAGAAGGAGAGACAGGAUAUCAAGAGACGCGUGCUGGAGUAUAAUGAGCGGGCGGAAGAGGAGAGGCCGUUUGCGCCUGCUGCUGUGGGGUUUGCAGGGGGAGGUGGGGGGACGGGAGGGGGAUGGGGAGGAGGAGUGGGGGGAGGGGGAGCGGGAGGAGGAAGUGGUGGGUAUGUGCAGUGGCAGCAGGGGCAGCAGGGGAGAGGAGCAGGAGGAGCAGGGAUUUUAGGAGGAGGAGGAGCAGCAGCAGCAGCAGGUGGAGGGGGAAUGGGAGGGCAGGGCAGGGGAGCUCAGCCUGUAUUGCUUGUGAGAGCACGGGAUCAGCAGGGGGGGCACGGAGGGGCGGAGAAAGAGAGGGAGCGGCCUGGGAGGAACAACCUGGGAGUGGUGGAUGGGUCACUGUCGGACUUUUCUAGCAACAGCCAGGCCAGGUUGAACCGGAGGCGCAUGAGGGAGCGAAGCCAACGAGUCCAUCAUGUUAUCGUCUCAGCACACACCGCUGCCCUCAAUAUUGCGCCCAACUUCUCCGCGCAGCCGUUCUUGGCGGUGGUAGCUUUUGAGUCGACUCAAAAGUCACUUCUCCGCAGCCGUCCUUGGCGGUGGUAG
Closterium sp. Naga37s-1 is the source of this 5898-nucleotide messenger RNA. The record is from the annotation of a GenBank genome assembly. NCBI's taxonomy places the organism in Eukaryota, Viridiplantae, Streptophyta, Zygnematophyceae, Desmidiales, Closteriaceae.